AAAAGCGUCGGGUGUUUCAGAUGUUGGGAACACACGUGUGUCAGGAUGGACUGAUUGCUGCCGUGAACGUGAACGAGGCAACAAGUUGUUGCUUGUGUUCGCCUGUCUGACUUCACCAGGAGAGACGCCGUCGGGACCGCAUUUCCCCGCGUGCACCUCAACCUGAAUUAAUCCUCGCGAAGCUCGGUGGACAACAAAGGUGCGAGUCAUCCGAGCGUCUUUCCUCCUCCUCCCCCCUGAGGAAACUGAAACGCGCGCGCACAGCGGAUGCCGGGUGCGCACAGACGGUUUGCGGUGAGUUUCUCUGUCAGUGAGCCUGCGCGGCUCGAUGAGUGACACCAGGAGGAGGAAGACAGACAGACAGUUAUCGUGGCUCAAACUCGACUUGGAUGGCACCCAGCUCCCGCUGAGCUCGAGCGGCAGAGCACCCAAGUGGCGAGUCGGGGGGUGGGUGGGGGGGCUGUACGUGAAGCUUAAAGAAGUCGGGAUGGACGGCAAAGGCACCCUGAAGAUGUUCAGGAAGAAACGGGAACUAAUCAAGACACCGUCUAUCUCGAAGAAGAGUCGAGCAGGAAGCCCUGGGCCACAGAGCGGCGCCCCGUCUCUCUCCAUUCUCCAGGAGCAGCCUCGCAGAGAUGCAGUCGACAUCACACUCUUCUGUUCCCCCUCGUCUUCCUCCUCCUCCUCUUCGACACUUACCCCAACUUCCGCCGGGCUCCAGGAUCCCUCCGCGUCCUGCCCGGGCACCCCGAGCACUCAGCACAAUAAACUGGGAAUGAUGCAGGGGGUGGCCUGCCCAUCUCCUGUGGCCACUCUCAAGAGACCGACCGCACUGAGCCGACACGCCAGCGCUGCAGGGUUCCCGCUCCAGUCGUGGGUUUUCACUAGAGGUCAGGGGAAAGGGGCUAUAACCCCGACGACUCCAUCUGACAGUCCAGAGAGCGUGGCCAUCGAGGUGGAGGACAUCCCGGCCCUGCUGAGGGAUGUUGCACGCUUUGCGGAGGCUGUGGAGAAACUGAAGGAUGUUGUUCUGGCUGAGGGUAAGGAGAGUCAGCGGCCCGUGGCCCACGAGUGUUUAGGGGAGGUGCUUCGGAUUUUGCGGCAGGUCAUCAACACUUAUCCUCUGCUCAACACCGUCGAGAUCCUCACUGCCGCCGGCAAACUCAUAUCCAAGGUCAAAGGUUUCCACUAUGAGUCCUCUAACGAGGCUGAUAAAAAGGACUUUGAGAAGGCAAUUGAAACCAUUGCCGUCGCUUUUAGUAGCAAUGUGUCUGAACUGCUGAUGGGAGAGGUGGACAGCAGCACGUUGCUCUCCCUGCUGCCUACAGAGAAGAGCAGAUCCAUGGAGAACUUGUACACUGGUUCUGGCCAGGGAGGGGAUGGUGGACAUUACAGGAGCGACCUGCAGGACAUGGGUAGAGCUGAGGAAGUGGAUGUCAUCCUACAGCACAGCGAGGGAGGAGUGGACUCUGCUCUGCUCUACGCCAAAACCAUUUCCAAGUACAUGAAGGACCUGAUGUGCUACGUGGAAAAGAGAACUUCACUUGAGACGGAGUUCUCCAAAGGCCUCCAGAGAUUAUACCAGUCUUCCAAACACAGUAUUACACAUCCCCACAUGCCCCUUUUCUCCAUCUACUCUCUGGCUCUGGAGCAGGACCAGGAGCAGAGUGUGGGCCUGCAGCAGGCCAACAACACCCUGCACAACCAAACCUUCAUUCAGCCUCUGAUGCAGCGUAAACAGGAGCAUGAAAAGAGACGUAAGGAGAUCAAGGAACACUGGAUUCGAGCUAAAAGAAAAUUGCUGGAGUGUGAGGCAAACCUGCGGAAGGCCAAGCAAGCCUACAUAGCACGCUGCGAGGAGUACGACAAGGCUAAAACGGCAGCCUGCCGAGCUGAAGAGGAGGGAGGGGGAUCCACGGCGAAGUCUGUGGAGAAGAAGAAACGAGUGGAAGAAGAUGCUCGCAACAAGGCAGAUGAGGCGGAGGCCACCUACAAGACUUGUAUAGCAGACGCCGCCACUCAGCAGCAGGAGCUUGAGCACACAAAGGUCACAGUGCUGAGGCAGCUGCAGGACAUCAUCAAACAGAGCGAUCAGACCAUUCGCUCGGCGACCAUCUCCUACUACCAGCUCAUGCACAUGCAGACAGUAGCCCUGCCUGUGCACUACCAGACUCUGUGCGAGAGCAGCAAGCUGUACGACCCCGGCCAGCAGUACGCCGCUCACGUGCGAGACCUGCAGCUCCCAGAGCAGCCGACCAUCCAGUACGCGUUUGAGUCCUACUCCCCCUCCAACUCAUCAUCGCACCAUGGUCACAGACCGAGGAAUGACAGCUUCAACACAGACAUGCAGACGAGUCAAACAGACAGUCCUGCCGUCAGUGUGGAGACGACAGCUGGAGACAGCCGAGAGUCAGAAGUCCAGCGUAAGAGACAGGGCCACAAGUCAUGGGGCUCAACAGUGAGCGAUGACAGCGUUGUAGGAGAUGGAGGCCUGGAUUCUCCAACUGCCAGCACAAGUGACAUCGCUAAGAUUGUUCGGACUUCAUCGACUGGAACGAUGUCGUCCAAUGAGGAUGCAGAUGAGAAAGAUGGAAAUGUGACCUCAUUUGAAACUUCAAAUAUUAACGGCAUGGAUCCAGACGUGGUGGUGUCCACCGGACCUUUCCGUAAUAUCGGCCUGUCCAAAGCAGCCCUGACCCACCGACUGAGGAAGCUUCGGACUCCUUCCAAGUGCCGCGAAUGUGACAGCUACGUUUAUUUCCAGGGAGCUGAGUGCGAGGAGUGCUUCCUGGCGUGCCACAAGCGCUGUCUGGAGACUCUGGCGAUCCAGUGUGGUCAUAAGAAGCUGCAGGGCCGUCUGCAGCUGUUUGGCAGAGAUUUCACUCAGGUAGCCAGCUGUGCCAGUGACGGUAUUCCCUUCAUCAUCACAAAGUGCAUCUCUGAGAUUGAGAGACGGGCGCUGAAGAUGAAGGGCAUCUACAGGGUGAACGGAGUGAAGACCCGUGUGGAGAAACUGUGUCAGGCCUUUGAGAAUGGAAAAGAGCUGGUCGAGUUGUCUCAGUGUUCGCCACAUGACAUAAGCAACGUGCUCAAGCUUUACCUCAGACAGCUGCCUGAGCCCAUCAUGCCUUUCCAUCUGUACAACAAGCUGAUGGGUUUGGCAAAGGAGAGUCUGCAUAAUGAAGGAGACACACCAGAGGGGGAGGACUCAGAGUCGAGCAGCACACACCCGGCAGUGAGCAGGGGGCCAGAGCUGGUGGAUCUGGGCCCAGACACGGAGCCAGAGGUCCUGGUCCUGGUGGAUAGUCUGAGGGAACUUUUAAAGGAGCUGCCCAAGCCCAACAUCGCCACGCUGCGAUACAUCGUUCGCCACCUUCGAAGGAUCGCAGAGCUGGAAGAAGAUAACAAGAUGAGCCCCAGCAACCUGGGCAUCGUGUUUGGGCCCUCUCUGAUGCGGCCCCGUCCAACCGGGGCUACGAUAUCUCUGUCCUCUUUGGUUGAUUAUCCCCAUCAGGCUCGCAUCGUGGAGGCCUUCAUAGUCUUCUACUCUUCCAUCUUCCAAUCCAAAACUUCUCAGACCCACAAAACCUCCCGUGCUGCCUCCACGCAGCAGGAAAAUGUUACACAAGACAAAAUGGUGAGCCCUGUUGAUGCAGAAGAGGAUGUGAGCAGAGAGGAGCAAGCUAAACCAGAGGUUGACAAGACAGAGGAGGGAUGUGGAAGCUCUUUGGGGUCACUGGGCUCCAGUGAGCAGCUCCCAGACUCGGACUCCGAGUUGGACGAGAGGCACUCCCACAGCCUUACGAAGCAGGAGAGCGUGAGCAUAGACGAUGACCAGCUGAGCUACAGGGACAGUUUGGACCUGUCCAGUCAGUCUGCAAUCCACAUCGAGCCUGAACAAGAUCUGGAUCAGGAUCAGGAAAACCCAGAGGGAGAAGAACCCCCUGCUCUGCCAGACAGCGGGCCCCCAGAAGAAGGUGCUGGAGAAGAGCAGGAUCUGAGUGCUUCUCUGGCCGAGCUCAACAUGAAUCAGUCCAACAAUAACAACAAUUACCACCCGUGCUCUCCCACGCUGAGCCUGUCGGGCCUUCCACUGGCACGUCUCUGUGGAAAGAAAUUACCACUGACGAGAAAUCGAGACAGCGAGCCAGAGUUUGUCUGAUAUUGUCAAUCGUGUCUGUUCGUCUUUAAAUUUUGAAGUUAAUGAAAGCCUAACGCUUUGCCGUGUACAUAGGUCAAAUUAAAUUUUAAACUGUAGAUGUAUGUUACUGUACUAAUCUUUGCUGCCAGUGAAACCUCUGCGUGCUUGCUGCUCUUGGGAUUACUGGCAUUUCAAGAUAUUUGAUUUGUUUUUAUUUUAAAGCGUUUGUUUUGUUUUUUUUCUCUUCUCUGGUCUCACACCGUGAGGAAGCGUAAGCUGCAUCAAAAUGUGUGACGCAUGCAAACUUUUCAAACAGAUUCCACUGCUGAUUGUUUCAGCUCUAAAAUUGAAAAACAUGUAAACAUUCUUAUAAAUGUUGACUUUUGUGUCUUAUGUAAGUUUUAAUAAAAGUGGUUCUUUUAAA
Oreochromis aureus is the source of this 4565-nucleotide messenger RNA. RefSeq names its product Rho GTPase activating protein 45b (gene arhgap45b). Gene Ontology annotation, cellular component: membrane. The transcript is spliced from 24 exons. NCBI's taxonomy places the organism in Eukaryota, Metazoa, Chordata, Actinopteri, Cichliformes, Cichlidae. Gene Ontology annotation, biological process: signal transduction; activation of GTPase activity. The record is from RefSeq and is a predicted model, not a curated record. Gene Ontology annotation, molecular function: GTPase activator activity. Bases 329 to 4162 code for a protein of 1277 amino acids.